Trichomonas vaginalis G3 is the source of this 1098-nucleotide messenger RNA. Its product is annotated as keratin-associated protein family. Lineage: Eukaryota; Parabasalia; Trichomonadida; Trichomonadidae. The transcript has a single exon. The coding region runs from base 1 to 1098 and encodes 365 amino acids. The record is from RefSeq and is a predicted model, not a curated record.
AUGUUUAGUAUGAUGUCAUCAGAUUUGAAAAUUGAUUAUACAAGUAAGUGGUAUUACAUUAACAACAUGUAUUUUAUCCUACAAAAUGAUAAAAUUUAUAGAUCAUCUUCAAUACCACAAGGUCAAUUUGAACAAAUUUUUCAAGCUGAUGGAGACAUUGAAGCUUUAUGUUAUGGAUCAAAUGUUUAUGUUCUCGUUUCAGGUGAAAUGGUCUAUUCAUAUCCUGUAAGUUAUAACAGACAUAUUUAUUUAUCACAGGAUUUAUCAAAUUGGGAAUUGGUUUAUUCAUUCACUCCAAAAUUUACUCGAAAUUAUAGAUUUACAAAUUUGUUUUAUAUUGAUGGGUAUUUCAUUGCUUUUGGAUGUGGUGAUUUAGUAAAUAUCAGUAGUGAUGGAAAAAAUUGGUCUGAAAUCACAAAAUUUCAAGAUGUUAAAAAAGCAAUUUUCAAAAAUAAUAUGUUAAUAUUGAUGACAAUACCAAUUUUAACUUCUUACACGAUUUCAAUAUUAUAUAAUAAAUUCAAUAUUCAUACUGAGUUAAAUAAGAAAGCAGAUAAGGAAUAUGUUAAUACUGAGUUAAAUAAGAAAGCAGAUAAGGAAUAUGUUAAUACUGAGUUAAAUAAGAAAGCAGAUAAGGAAUAUGUUAAUACUAAAUUAAAUACAAUGUUUGAGAUGAUUUACCCCAUUGGUUCAAUAUAUACAUCAAUGAAUUCAACAAAUCCAUCAACAUUAUUUGGAUUUGGUACAUGGCAGCAGAUAACCGAUCGUUUUUUAUAUUGUACAAACUCAUCAAAACAAACCGGUGGAAGUAAAACAAUUACGGGCGAAAAUUUACCUGCUCACAGUCAUUACGUUAAUUUAAACACAACCGAAGCAGGAUGGCAUAAGCAUAGAUAUUGGGAUUGGUCAGGAAUGACAAAAGGUAAAGGAUAUGAUGUUAAAGAUGACGUUAAAUUUGCUAUUAAUUGUUACUGGAACGAUACACAGGGUUCAGGUAAUCAUACACAUAAUGUUUCAGGAUAUACACAAACGACGGGACAGAGUAAAGAUUACAUGCCGCCUUAUAUGACAGUUUAUGCAUGGUUUCGCACAGAUUGA